Molecule: messenger RNA, 1964 nt
Organism: Temnothorax curvispinosus
Lineage: Eukaryota; Metazoa; Arthropoda; Insecta; Hymenoptera; Formicidae
Product: odorant receptor 22c-like
Exons: 6
Coding region: 753-1910 (385 amino acids)
Biological process (GO): sensory perception of smell; detection of chemical stimulus involved in sensory perception of smell
Cellular component (GO): plasma membrane
Molecular function (GO): olfactory receptor activity; odorant binding
Source: RefSeq, a predicted model, not a curated record
UUAAACCAUUGAACCUUUAUUAGAAAGUCAUAUAUAAAAAGUAAGGUACGUAUAGGUACAUUUCAUUGCGUGUAUUUGUAAACGUCUACAAUAUCUCCAAUUGCAUACUUCUUAUUACUGGAAUAUAUUCCAUAAGCGAGUACAUUGCACAAUAACAUUUCCUGAAUUAUUGAAAACAAUUACUCGUCAUUAUAUGAUUUGACCUUAGUCCGAGAGUUUUAUUAUUCUUCUCUCAUUUUAUUUCUUUAGAAAACAGAAAUUGAACAGUAAGAACACAAUUUAAUUCCAUUCGUUUAGAAUACUUAAUGUGCAAUUACCGUUGUCCUGUCGCGCGUUUAAUGAUUUCCACGAUUGCUGUGAAACGCGAUGAGCAUCUGUUGCGGUGCAGAAUUAUUUCCGAGAAGAUAAAUCGUAAAAAACUAAUGCAUGAAAAAUUAUUCUUUUCUUUCCGUAAUUUUAUCUAUACGUCUCUGUUACUUCAGGAUCAAAGCACACGUUUUGCUUCCGAUGUAGACUGUUAGUGAAAGCAUAGGAUAUUUAUUCAAAUAAUGAGUUCUGUCUCGACUGACCAUUAUACUACGCAAAGUAUAAUAGCGAUUGAUCCAUGCUCACCUGAGUGGGGAUGCACUGUGUGGGGAUGAACUGUGUGGGGAGGAUCGGAUCAUGCAAUUUUAUUUCUUUCUGAACUAGAGUACCGAACAAAUGUGACGAGGCUAAUUUCUAUUUUUGAAUACUUUCUAAAUUAUUUGCAAAUGGUGAUCACGAGUACCGUUAGCCCGACGCUGAAAAUGGGUCUUCAAUUUGUUGGCAUGUGGCCGGAUGUACCGUAUUCUACUAUUUAUUGGUUGAGUUUUAUGUCCAGCAUGCUGAUUAUACAGUGCUUCCAGUAUUUGUAUAUUUGUGACCAUUUUAAGAUGAGCGAGCUUUCGAAUCUUGUCGAUAGCUUGCCUUUGACUUUGGAUUACAGUUUGACUUUACUUAAAUAUACCAGUUUGUGGAUGUAUCGUCGAGUCUUUCAUGAAAUCCUUGCUACUAUAGAUAAUGACUGGCGCGAGUGCAUCAAUAUACACCAGCAUUUGCAUGUGAUGACAAUCAAAGCUAAUAUGUCGCACUCCAUUACUAAUGCUAUGUUUAGCUUUAAUGCAAUCGCCGCCGCAUUGUACUUCUUAGGCGACUACGUAGUUCGUUCCGUAUUCCUAACUGCAGAUUACAAUGACACUUUAAGGCAGCUUCCUAUAAAAAUACAAUUGCCUUUUGAUAGUCAACAGUCGCCGAUGUUUGAGUUUCUUGUUGUAACGUUAUUUUUACAUAUAAUGUUACACACAUUCACAGUAUCUAUUUUUAAUGGGCUAAUUUUUACUUUGGUGCUACAUGUAAGCGGACAAAUUGAUAUAAUAUGUCAAGAGUUCAGAAAUAUUUCCAGGAAUACUUUUCUAUGUUCCCUACCUUCAUUUGGAAUACUAGUCGAGAGGCAUAACAGAAUUAUUUUAUUUUCCGAAAAUAUGGAAAAGCUCUUCUCCUUUAUCGCGUUAAUGCAAGUUGUUUGGAAUACAUUAGUUAUUUGUUGCUUAGGAUUUAUCGUCAUAAUUUCUAUCCAUAAUGAAGCUGAUACAUUUGUAUUCGUGAAAACUGUGUUUGGUUACUGUGUCAUAUUUAUUGACGUCUUUGUCAUUUGCUUUGCCGGAGAACAUCUUAGUUUUAAGAGCAAAUUAAUUGCAAAUGCAACGUAUGAAACGCUGUGGUACAAUAUGCCAUCAAAUGCGGGUAAAAUUAUAAUAUUUAUAUUAAUGAGAUCUCAGAAGCAACUGACGAUUACGGCAGGAAACAUGAUGGAUAUGUCAUUUGAAUCUUUUACAAAUAUCAUGAAAGCAUCAGUGUCUUAUAUAUCCGUCUUAAAUGCUAUAUAUUGACACAACAAACGCAAGUAUUUUCUGAAGUUAUAACAUAAUUAAUAUAAAGUAAAU